CACAAAAGAACAGGAAAGCCCAGGGAGCCCGAAAACCCUCCAUGGGGGAAAAAAAAGGGUAGUUUUGAGAAGAGGAGAGGAAGAAGGGGAAAUAGAGGGUUUUUCUUUCUCUAUUUGGAUCUAUCUCUAUCCUAGAUUCGUCUUCUCUUCACGGGCUUCUUCCAAUGGAGGGUUUCUUCGGGAAGCUGCGGAACCUGGAUGCCUACCCUAAGAUCGAUGAGGAUUUCUACAGCCGGACGCUCUCCGGCGGCAUCAUCACCAUUAUGUCCUCCAUCGUCAUGUUCCUCCUCUUCAUCUCCGAACUCAGAUUGUAUCUUCAUGCCGUUACAGAAACAAAGCUUGUGGUGGAUACUUCAAGAGGAGCAAGACUUCGUAUCAAUUUUGAUGUCACCUUCCCUGCCCUUCCAUGUUCUAUGCUCAGCCUUGAUGCCAUGGAUAUCAGUGGAGAAGAGCACCUUGAUGUAGGGCAUGAUAUUGUUAAGACACGGAUAGAUUCCCAUGGCAAUGUUAUUGAAGCUAGACAAGAUGGGAUUGGUGCACCCAAGAUUGACAGGCCUUUACAAAAACAUGGUGGGAGGCUUGAACACAAUGAGACAUAUUGCGGAUCUUGCUAUGGUGCAGAAACGUCGGAUGAAGAUUGUUGCAACUCUUGUGAAGAAGUUCGUGAAGCAUAUAGAAAAAAAGGUUGGGGUUUGUCAAACCCUGAUUUGAUUGAUCAGUGCAAAAGGGAGGGUUUUCUUCAGAGGAUUAAAGAUGAAGAAGGUGAAGGAUGCAACAUCUACGGUUUUUUGGAAGUCAAUAAGGUGGCUGGAAAUUUUCAUUUUGCCCCAGGAAAAAGUUUCCAGCAGUCGAAUAUGCACGUGCAUGACUUGCUACCAUUCCAAAAAGAGAGUUUUAAUAUUAGCCACAAGAUUAAUAGAUUAGCUUUUGGAGAAUACUUUCCUGGCGUUGUAAAUCCUCUUGAUGGAGUGCAAUGGGCACAACAAGCACCAUAUGGAAUGUAUCAAUAUUUUAUCAAGGUUGUUCCUACUGUCUAUGCAGACAUAAGUGGGCGUACCAUCCAGUCCAAUCAGUUUUCUGUAACAGAGCAUUUUAGGAGUGAUGAUAUUGGUCGAAUUCAAUCUCUUCCUGGAGUGUUUUUCUUUUAUGAUCUUUCACCAAUCAGGGUGACCUUCACAGAGGGACAUGUAUCAUUCUUACAUUUCUUGACCAAUGUUUGUGCGAUAGUUGGAGGUAUAUUUACUGUUUCUGGAAUAUUAGAUUCAUUCAUCUAUCAUGGUCAGAGGGCAAUCAAGAAAAAGAUGGAACUCGGAAAGUUGAGUUAAUUAUUGAACUCUUGUGUAACCUUUUACGCUUGCCCGCCAAACAGCCUUGGUCAGGGAGGAUUCUUGCAGAUGGAUGGGCAUUGGAGGGCAUCAACUCACAAUGAACCAUCUCAGUAAACAUAGACAAUUUAUGGGAUUGGGUCUUUUUUUUUUUUGGUUUCUCUAUGAUGCACGCUGAAUGGUGGUUGUGUUGUGGAUCUUAAAGACCGCUUGAAAGCUGUCAGCCUUUGUAUUCUAGUCAUGUAAAAAUGGUGAGUUGCUGGUGGAGCAGUGGCAGUGAUCACUCAGAAAUUUCUGUAACGGAUGACAAAGAACUACUUGAGGUGUUUCACAGUUUUAAAAAAAACAAACGAAUGAAUUUUUCCAGAAAUUGUGUUGCAA
Molecule: messenger RNA, 1706 nt
Organism: Phoenix dactylifera (date palm)
Lineage: Eukaryota; Viridiplantae; Streptophyta; Magnoliopsida; Arecales; Arecaceae
Cellular component (GO): COPII-coated ER to Golgi transport vesicle; endoplasmic reticulum
Source: RefSeq, a predicted model, not a curated record